This is a messenger RNA of Oryctolagus cuniculus (rabbit), 2088 nucleotides long. It is a transcript of the gene FCRL2, whose product is annotated as Fc receptor like 2. Gene Ontology annotation, biological process: cell surface receptor signaling pathway; immune response. The record is from RefSeq and is a predicted model, not a curated record. NCBI's taxonomy places the organism in Eukaryota, Metazoa, Chordata, Mammalia, Lagomorpha, Leporidae. Gene Ontology annotation, cellular component: external side of plasma membrane. Gene Ontology annotation, molecular function: transmembrane signaling receptor activity.
UCCACUUUUGUCCCACAGGCUUCCCAACUGGUGGCAGAGAGAACAUCUCAUAGAGCUGCAACUGGUCCUCAUGCUGCUGUGGGCAUUGCUGGUCAUCUUUGCUCCAGCCAGUGAACAGGCAGACUGGCUGACCCUCAUGGUGCCCUCUUCUGUCUUUGAAGGAGAUAACAUUCUUCUGAAAUGCAAGGGAAAAGAUGACUCAAAAAUAAAGACUAUGACUUACUACAAGAAUGGAAUAAAAGUACUUUCUUUAAAACAUGUUUCAAGCUUCUCUAUCUACAGUGCAGCUUUGAGCGACAGUGGCAAUUAUUACUGUAGUGCUACUUUAACAACAUGGCGGAGAAAUAAACACACUUCAAAAACAGUGGAAAUCAAAGUUCAAGAGCUUUUUCCACGACCUGUGCUGACAGCCAGCUCUUCCCUGCCCUUGGAGGGUAGCCCAGUGACCUUGACCUGUAAGACCCAGCUACCUCCACAAAAGUUACAUGUCCAGCUCCAUUUCUGCAUCUUCAGAGAUCACCAGACCCUGUGGUCAGGCUGGAGUAGCUCCGCAGAGCUCCAGAUUCCUGCUGUGUGGAGUGAAGACUCCGGGUCCUACAUGUGUGAGGCAGAGACAGUGACUCCCAGAAUCAGAAAACAGAGCCUCCAAUCCCAGAUUCACGUGCAGAGAAUCCCUGUCUCCAAUGUGAGCUUAGAGAUCCAGGCCACUGGGGGACGGGUGAUUGAAGGAGGAAAGCUGGUCCUUCUCUGCUCGGUGGCUAAGGGCACAGGGAACAUCACAUUUUCCUGGCACAGAGAGGACCCAGAAACCAGUCUGGGAAGGAAGACCCAGCGUUCUCUGUCGGCAGAGCUGGAGAUCCCAUCCGUGAAGGGGCGUGAUUCUGGUGAAUACUAUUGUAGAGCCAGCAAUGGUCAUGGCGCCGUCCAGAGCAAGGUGGUGAAUAUCCUUGUACACAUUCCAGUGUCCCGACCUCUCUUCACUCUCGGAGCCCCUGGAGCCCAGGCUAUGGUGGGAGACGUGGUAGAGCUGCACUGUGAGGCCCUGAGAGGGUCUCCCCCAAUCCUGUACCGGUUUUAUCACAAGGACGUCACCUUGGGAAACAGCUCAGCCCCCACUGGAGGAGGAGUCGCCUUCAACCUCUCCCUGACAGCAGCACAUUCUGGAAACUACUCCUGUGAGGCUGACAAUGGCCUGGGGGCCCAGCGCAGUGAAGUGGUGUCACUCUCCAUCUCAGGGCCUGGUGGCUAUGGAGGAAAACUCCUCACAGUCAGAGUGGCUGGGGGACUGUUCGGUGCCCUUGGUUUCGCCGCUGUUGCUUUGCUGUUUUAUUCCUGUUCACGCAAGAUAUCAGGAGAAAGUUCUGCCAUUGAAGCAUUCAGAGGUGCUUCCAGUCCAAACCCUGAAGAGGGCACCCCACCCAGCCCACUCCUAGCCUUAGAGGAGCAGCAGCCGGUGUAUGUCAAUGUGCACUCUGUAGGUGUGGAUGUGAUUUAUUCCCAAGUCUGCAGCAUCCAGCAGCCACACAGUCCAGCAAACAUCAAAAGAGCUCUUCUGGAGAACAAGGACUCUCCAGUCAUCUACUCUUCUGUGAAAAAGUCCUAAGACUUGGAGGAAUCAGAGGGGAAGAUAAACAGCAAGAAUGGAGUCACACUAAAGGUUCCACAAAACCUUAUGAGAAUGCUCGAGGCCAUAUGGCAGCCAGUUUGUGCUCCAGGGAGCCUGGCAGUCAAAUGCAUGUCCUCAUUUUGUUCUCAUGUUCCCCCUUAAUAACUCCUUUUAUACAUUAAAUAUUUUUUGAACUGCUCCUGCAUCUCAGGCAUGACACAUAGAAUGUUUUUCGGCUAUAUUCUCUUAAGCUAUCAAUGCACAGACCAGGGAGGAAAGAAGAAUGAGUAAGAGAGACAUCUCACCUUUACCUACUCUGAAGUGACGAGAACAGAAUCCAUCUGUGGUCUGUUAUUCCUUCCCAACUAGAUUCAGUUGUCUUUUAUUUCCCCAGAGAACUCAAAGAUUUAAAUCUAAUCCCCUCCUGCUUUUGUGAGAACUUGAGGGUUAAGUUUGUAGAAAUAAACAUCUGCCUGAGCUGA